UGCAUGGCAGCCUCACAAAUGUGCAAGCUUCCGUGGCCAGUCCAGCUUCCUCCCAACUCCCAACCAUGGCCGCAACUUCCCUCCACGUCUCUUCUUCUUCCGCUUCCCGCUAACAGAAGAAUCGAAUCCCAAACCUCUAAACCCCAAUGGCGAAAUUCUCAAUUCGACCCCAUAAUAACCCCUUUCUCCCUCACCGCACUAACCCUCACAGUUCAAUUUCCCACUCGGUUUCCGCCACUCGCUUGGUUUCUCACCCCCAACUCCUUCGAUUAAGCCUCCGAGUUCGUUGUAGCAUCAAGGAGAAAGAAAAUGUUAAGGGCAACGAAGAACUUCCCCCUGUUCUUUCUGGGCUAAAAGUCGAUGAAUCGGAGCAAACUGAGUCUAUUUCGAAAUUUGAAAACGGUUUGAGCUCUGGAAAUGGGAUUGAUGAAGUGGGUUUUGAUUCGAAUUGGCCGCCGUGGAAGAACGUUCCUGAUAGAUAUAAAAUGAUAGGUACUACGGCGCUUGCCUUCGUUAUUUGCAACAUGGACAAGGUGAAUUUAAGCGUUGCUAUAAUUCCAAUGUCGCACCAGUUUGGAUGGAAUUCUUCUGUGGCUGGAUUGGUUCAGUCAUCUUUCUUUUGGGGUUAUGCUUUGAGUCAGUUGCCUGGUGGGUGGCUCGCCAAGAUAUUUGGUGGGAGAAAAGUUUUGGAGAUCGGAGUACUGACUUGGUCGCUAUCCACUGCACUCGUUCCAUUUCUUGCUGGAUAUAUGCCUGGAUUAAUUUUAUCAAGAAUUUUGGUUGGCAUCGGAGAAGGCGUUUCACCAUCAGCUGCAACCGAUCUUAUUGCCAGGCAGGUUAAACUUGCAUAAUCGUUA
Molecule: messenger RNA, 857 nt
Organism: Cucurbita pepo subsp. pepo (vegetable marrow)
Lineage: Eukaryota; Viridiplantae; Streptophyta; Magnoliopsida; Cucurbitales; Cucurbitaceae
Source: RefSeq, a predicted model, not a curated record